AUGAAGAAGGGCAAGAAGAAAAAGUCAGAGUCCAGGCGCCGCGGCUCCACCUCGCAGCGUGCCAGCUCUGAAUCCACCCCACAGCAGCAGAGCUCUGAAUCCAGUUCACAGCAGCCCAUCUCUGGAUCCACCCCGCAGCUGUCCAGCCCGGGGCCCACCCCACAACCACAACACAAUGAAUCCACCGGCCAGCAGCCUGGGCCCCAGGCUCUUCCAGCUCCUGAAGUCAGCCACUCGGCUGGGGGCGUCUUGUCCCCAGACACUGACACGAAAGCAUCCCCUCAAUCCAAGAAAACAGGGCCUCUGACUCGAGCGGGCCCGCGCGCCUUCUGUUCCUGCUCCACCUGCCCCGGCAGCUUGGCUUGCUGGCGUCGUCUGGGCCUGUGUCAUAGCCGCAUCUUCGAUGUCCUUCUGCCUCGGGCCUGGCCAAGCAUGCCAGGGAGAGCAUUCCCAAACCUCCUCACCUUCUACAGAAGACCUACAAGAAAACAUUCCGCUCAUCGUAAUUCGCAUGCUCCAAGCCCUCGGGACUGUUGCUGUGGCUCUGGGGGCCCUGGGAGCUGCCUACUACAUCAUUGAAUCCCUGUGAACAAGUCCCCAGGCCUG
This is a messenger RNA of Camelus dromedarius (Arabian camel), 606 nucleotides long. RefSeq names its product spermatogenesis associated 3 (gene SPATA3). The transcript has 4 exons. The coding region runs from base 1 to 579 and encodes 192 amino acids. The record is from RefSeq and is a predicted model, not a curated record. Lineage: Eukaryota; Metazoa; Chordata; Mammalia; Artiodactyla; Camelidae.